This is a messenger RNA of Cynocephalus volans (Philippine flying lemur), 2316 nucleotides long. RefSeq names its product cadherin 19 (gene CDH19). The coding region runs from base 1 to 2316 and encodes 771 amino acids. The transcript has 11 exons. Gene Ontology annotation, molecular function: calcium ion binding; cadherin binding. NCBI's taxonomy places the organism in Eukaryota, Metazoa, Chordata, Mammalia, Dermoptera, Cynocephalidae. Gene Ontology annotation, biological process: multicellular organism development; calcium-dependent cell-cell adhesion; adherens junction organization. Gene Ontology annotation, cellular component: catenin complex; adherens junction; plasma membrane. The record is from RefSeq and is a predicted model, not a curated record.
AUGAAUUGUUGCUCAUUGCUACCUUUUAUGAUGGGAAUUGAUCUCCUAUGGCCUUGCCUCACAGCAACAGAAAACUCUAAGACAGAAAAUGUUAAGCAGCCAGUGGGAUCUCAUUUGAGAGUGAAGCGUGUCUGGCUGUGGAACCAUUUUUUUGUACCAGAGGAAUUGAAUGAGAAAAGUGUUCACAUUGGCCGGAUAAGAUCUGAUUUAGACAAUGGAAACAACUUUUUUCAGUAUGAACUUGGGGGAGAUGGAGCUGGAAGUAUUUUUAAAGUGAAUGAAAGAACGGGUGAUGUAUAUGCUAUACAGAAGCUUGAUAGAGAAGAGCAAUCCCUCUACACUCUAAGAGCCCGGGUCAUAGACAUGACUACUGGAAGGGCUAUUGAACCUGAUUCUGAGUUCGUCAUCAAAGUUUUGGAUAUCAAUGACAAUGAACCAAAAUUCCUAGACGAACCUUAUGAGGCCAUUGUACCAGAGAUGUCUCCAGAAGGAACAUUUGUCAUCCAGGUGACAGCAAGUGAUGCUGAUGAUCCUUCAACGGAGAAUAAUGCUCGCCUCCUCUAUAGCUUACUACAAGGCCAACCGUAUUUUUCUGUUGAACCAACAACAGGAAUAAUAAGAAUAUCUUCUAAAAUGGACAGAGAACUACAAGAUGAGUAUUGGGUAAUUAUUCAAGCCAAAGAUAAGAUUGGUCAGCCUGGAGCGCUGUCUGGAACAACAAGCAUAUUAGUUAAACUUUCGGAUGUUAACGACAAUAAGCCUAUAUUUAAAGAAAGUUUACACCGCCUGACUGUCUCUGAAUCUGCACCCACUGGGACUUCUAUAGGAAAAAUCAUGGCAUAUGAUAAUGACAUCGGAGAGAAUGCAGAGAUGGAUUACAGCAUUGAAGGGGAUGAUUCACAAACGUUUGAUAUCAUUACUAAUAAUGAGACCCAAGAAGGAAUAGUUAUACUAAAAAAGAAAGUGGAUUUUGAGCACCAGGACCACUAUAAAUUUAAAGCAAAAGUUAGAAACCGCCAUGUUGAUAACCAGCUCCUGAGAUACCACGCUGAAGCUUCUGCCACUGUCAUUAGGGUCCAGGUGGAAGAUGACGAUGAACCUCCUGUUUUCCUCCUCCCAUAUUAUGUAUUUGAAAUAUUUGAAGGAAACCCACAAGGAUCAUUUGUAGGCAUAGUGUCUGCUGCAGACCCAGAUCAAAGGAAAUCUCCUAUCAGUUACUCCAUUCCCAGAAGCACAGAGUUCACUAUCAAUGACAACGGUACAAUCAUUACAACUAACCCACUUGACCGGGAGAUCAAUAUUUGGUACAAUCUGAGUAUCACAGCCACAGAAAGACUCAAUGUACAACAGAGCUCUUCAGUCCCUGUGUAUGUGCAAGUGCUUAAUAUCAAUGAUCACGCUCCUGAGUUCUCUCAAUACUAUGAGACUUACGUUUGUGAAAACGCACACUCUGGUCAGGUAAUUCAGACCAUCGGUGCGGUGGAUAGAGAUGAGUCCGUAGAAGAUCACCAUUUUUACUUUCAUUUAUCUGUGGAAGGCACAAAGGACCCAAGUUUUACAAUCAUAGACAAUCAAGAUAAUACAGCUGUAAUUUUGACUAAUAGAACUGGUUUCAGUCUUCAAGAAGAGCCUGCCUUCUACCUAUCUAUCUUGAUUGCUGACAAUGGAGUCCCAUCGCUUACAAGUACAAACACCCUCACCAUAUACGUCUGUGACUGUGAUGACAGUGGGAGUACAGAGAUCUGCAAAAAUAAGAAACUUAUGCUCUUCAUGGGAUUCAGGAUAGAAGUUAUAAUUGUUAUUCUGAUCUGCAUUAUAAUAUUCGGGCUUAUAUUUUUGGCUUUGGGGCUAAAACAACGAAGAAAACAGACUCUAUUUCCUGAGAAAGAUGAAACUUUCAGAGAGAAUAUAUUCAGAUAUGAUGAUGAAGGAGGUGGAGAAGAAGACACUGAGGCCUUUGAUGUAGCACAGCUGAGCAGCAGCACCAUAAUGCGGGAGCACAAGACACGGAAAACCACCAGCGCAGAGAUCAGGAGCUUAUACAGGCAGUCUUUGCAGGUCGGCCCAGAUAGUGCCAUAUUCAGGAAAUUCAUUCUAGAAAAGCUCGAAGAAGCUAAUACUGAUCCAUGUGCCCCUCCCUUUGACUCCUUCCAGACCUAUGCUUUUGAGGGAACCGGUUCAUUAGCUGGAUCUCUGAGUUCUUUAGGAUCAGCAGUCUCUGAUCAGGAUGAAAAUUAUGGUUACCUAAGUGAAUUGGGACCUCGCUUCAGAAGAUUAGCAUGCAUGUUUGGUUCUGCAAUGCAGUCAAAUAAUUAG